This is a messenger RNA of Toxoplasma gondii ME49, 6331 nucleotides long. RefSeq names its product DNA gyrase/topoisomerase IV, A subunit domain-containing protein. Gene Ontology annotation, molecular function: ATP binding; DNA binding; DNA topoisomerase type II (double strand cut, ATP-hydrolyzing) activity. Bases 718 to 5511 code for a protein of 1597 amino acids. Gene Ontology annotation, biological process: DNA topological change. Gene Ontology annotation, cellular component: DNA topoisomerase type II (double strand cut, ATP-hydrolyzing) complex. The record is from RefSeq and is a predicted model, not a curated record. The transcript is spliced from 14 exons. NCBI's taxonomy places the organism in Eukaryota, Apicomplexa, Conoidasida, Eucoccidiorida, Sarcocystidae.
ACUUUUCUCGCGUUUUUAUCCGCUCUUCUCUUUCCUUAUUUAUUUGUCGCAACCGGGAUGCUUUGUUGGCUUCAAAUACAAAAAAUUUCCUGGCUUCCGUGGAGGCGAACAAAGGACGCAAACACAGAACCCCCCGCAGCAAUGGCCCCGGUGCCCUGAACAGCUCUCGACAGACGCCCGCGAGACGAAUGAGCUCCGUCGUCCGAGUAUGAACUGGAAUUUACUUCUUGUGGGUUUCUCAGCUCCUCUUGAAGAGAGCGACAGGAACCCAGAGAGACCAAGAAUCGAUAAAUCUUCUCUCCCGCGCCGUCUCCGCUCCUCUCCUCAACUGUUUCUGGGGGUUCGACCUGCAGGAUCCCCGAAAUGUGUGUAUCCCGUGCAGACUGGCAGACUGGAGACACUCGAGGAAAGAACUACCGAAGUGAAUGAUGCCUGUACAGUUAGUCGAUCGUUGUUGGCUGUCAAGUAUACACCUCGCCGGAGAGAGUUAGAAGGCGACAACCAGUAUGAAUGUAUGCGUACCCCUUGUGUACGGAUGUUCGUCAAGGCUACGUUAGAUACCGAGGCAGUGUAUGUCCUUUUUCUUUUAUCUCGCCAUGUUUCGAGUUUCUUUUCUCGUUGCUGCAUCGAUCCGUAUUUCUUGAAGGGCCUUCUUUUUUCUCAGGCUUCGAUCUGCGUGCGUUCGACGCCUGAGCAAACCCAUCGACGCUAAGACCAAUGGGGGUGUUUCACUCUCCCCUCUCGUCUGCUUCCUGCUUCCUCUUUUUUCUCUUUGUUUGUGUCUUCUCUCGGUGUCCUGUACAUGGCGCGAGGUUGAACCUGCCUCUCUUUUCUUCUUCCACCUCCUCACAAGACCCUUCUCCUCCUGAUCUCCAUUCUUUUUCUGUCAGCUCUACUCUCCCUCGCUCGGCGUCCUCACAGCUCUCUUCUCUUCUUCGCCUUCCGUUCGCCCGCACAGCUCAAACCACCCGUCUUCUUCAUCGGCAACUCCUCUCUUCUGUCUCCUCACACAUCCCUUGCUUUAUCUCUGCUCUUCCUUCUCCUUCUUCGUUUUCUUCUCCUUCUCCUCCUUCUCCUCCUUCUCUUCCUUCUCCUUCUUCGUUUUCUAACAGCGGCUUAUGUUCGUGUCGACGACCGCAUGCUUGUUCACAUAGCAUCUCGGAUGGAAAUGGGUACCGGGAUGGUACCUGUUGCUUUGCUGGAAGCGGCCUCUCUUCCUCUCUGCUUCCUCGAUUCAUAGAUCCUUCUCCGCAUGAACGAGCUCCAGCAAAGAAGCGCCUUCCACCCAUCUCUGUCCUUCUUCACGUUCCUCCUUCCAGUCUUACGGCGACGGCCUCUCUGCCCUCUUCUCCGCCCUCUCGGCUUCCUCCCUUCGUCCGACUGGCUCCUCUCCUGCAGUCCUCGUGGUGUCUCUCUCCUUCGCGUGCGUCUGUCUCUUCUCUCGCUGCUUCUGAAGGCACUCUUCCUCGAACUCUCGCGAAAGAAGAAGGUGAAUGCAAAGAGCGCCCCGCCCCCACCGGUUCAGAUGCGAAAGACGUUGCCCUUCUCGAUACUCAGUUUGUCGAGGAACUGGAGAAGAGCUUUCUCUGCUACGCGUACAGCACCAUUCUCUCUCGCGCUCUCCCCGAUGUUCGCGACGGCUUGAAACCUGUUCAUAGGCGGCUUAUCUACGCAAUGCAGCAAUUGCAUCUGCACCCUUCUGGAAGCUUCCGAAAGUGUGCGCGCGUCGUCGGCGAGGUUCUUGGCAAAUUUCACCCUCACGGAGACCAGGCAGUCUACGACGCUCUUGUCAGACUUGCACAGACGUUCGUGGCUAGACAUCCGCUAAUCGAAGGCCAUGGGAACUUCGGCUCAGUCGACGGAGAUCCCCCGGCUGCGAUGCGCUACACCGAGUGCCGCCUCACGCGAUUCUGCGAAGAUGCACUUUUGAAGAAUCUGGACGACAAAGUCGUCCCGUUCAGACCGAAUUUUGACGCAAACGAGAGGGAACCUGUCGUCUUUCCCGCGUCGGUCCCUCUAGUCCUCAUUCAAGGCAGUUCGGGCAUCGCCGUCGGCAUGAGCACGCAGAUUCCGCCUCACAAUCUACACGAGAUCCUGGACGCCACGAUUGCCCUGAUCAGAGAUCCGGAGCUGCCAGACGCAGAGCUUCUGAGACUUGUACCAGGUCCUGAUUUCCCCACUGGAGGUCUCCUCGUAAAUUCAGAGGAGAUCCCCGGCGCCUACAAAGAAGGUCGAGGUCGCGUCCUCCUUCGCGGCAGAUUUCACCUGGAGGGAGAAGACGAUGACGGAGACACGGUCCCCGGACGUGAUCGCAACGCCGAGGACGAGGCCGAACGCGAUGAAGCAGAUCGAAACAUACGAAACGGGAGAAAAAAUGAAAGAAGACUCGUCAUCACAGAGCUCCCAUACGGCGUCAACAAGAGCACCGUCAUGCAGGUCAUUGCACAGAUGAUUUCUGUGAAAUUCCUUGAAGGCGUCACGAGCGUCCGUGACGAGAGCGACUGGAGAGGAAUUCGGGUUGUCCUCGUGCUGCGUCGAGACGCAGAUGCACACACGAUCUUGACGCUGCUGCUGAAGCAUACGAAUCUCCAGGUGUACAUACCGAUGCACCUCAUUGCCCUCGAGAAAGGCACGAAGCCUGUUCGUUUUUCUCUCAAAUCGAUGCUGCUGUCCUGGAUUGCCUUUCGUUUCCACACACUGCGCCGGCUGCUGGCCGCGGAAGAAGCGGAGAGGAAGGCCCGCAGUCAUUUGCUCGAGGGACUGCUGAGGGCGGUGAGCCUCAUGGACGAUGUGGUGCAGACAGUCCGAGAGAGCUUGAGUGCAGACGAAGCGAAGCAGAAACUCACGGAGCCGCCGUUGGGCUUCUCCCCUGCGCAGGCGCAGGCGCUGCUGCGCCUGACGCUGUCUCGGCUGACGCGCCUGGAGAGGCGGCAACUGGAGGAAGAGGCGAAGGCGCAGAAGAAUCGACUCUCCGAGUUGGCGUCUCUACUGGCGCACGACAGAGAAAUCUACGAGUUGAUGGUGGAGGAACUGCAGGCGCACAAGACGCGGCACAAAGCUCCGAGAAAAACCAAGGUCCUAGGCCUGCGCAGAGCCCAACAGAGAGCGCGGAGAGAAGAGGACGCGCGCGCGACGACGGCUCGGAACUCUCAGGAGGCCUUCGCAGAAACAGAUCGCCAUGACAGCCGUCGACCGGACGGCAGAGAAAAGGAGGAAAACCCCGUGAAAGAUGACACAGAAGAAAACGUGAGAAAAAGAGACCUGGAGAGAGGGAAGGCGAGAACGGACGCAAGAGACGAAGAGGGGAGCGAGGGGCAGGCGUUGGAGGAGACAGAGGGACUUGGGGGCUUUGAAGAGAAGGGAAGGGACGACCGGACGUCGACGCAGAGAAAGAAAUUCGCGGGUCAAGAUACGUGGAGGAAAGACGGAAUUGUGGACCGACAGAAGCGACUCAAAGAAGAAGGCGAGACAGAGACACUAGUGUCUCGCGAUGUGAACGAGUCCUCCACUGAGGCGGAGACAGACGCGUCGGAAGAGGAUCGAGAAGGGGACUCGAGUGAAGAAGAUCAAGACGACGCGCGUGUGCCUUUCGGGGAGAUAAAAAAUAUGAACAAAGAAGAUUUCAUUUCCAACCAACGGAAUGUCGUUCUCCUGUCUGCGCCUGCUUUGGUUCGACGUCUGCCCCUGUCUGUGUAUCCGACCCUGAGGCGAGGCGCGUUGGGCGUUCGGAGUCUCUCGCGUUCACUCGCUUCUGCGGAGAGUCCAGACUUGGAGCGCGACGAAGCGGAUGAAGCACAGACGCGAGGAGUGAAAGGGAAGUCGGCUGCUGUCGGCGCGUCCUCGCUUCAAGGCGUCUGGAGCUGCUGGACGAAAGACCGUCUUCUGUUCCUUUCUGCGAACGGGUACGUGUCGAUGUUGCCUGCGUAUCGAGUUCCUCUGGGGUCGCGCAUCUCGCGAGGGACGAGUUUGCCUCAGCUUCUCUUUGAAGGUUGGAAGAAGCCAGCGGCCCUGCGGAGGCUGGGCGAGAGUGCCGCGGCAGCUGGCGCCCUCGCAGAGGACGCCGCAAACCGAGAGAAGAAGCGAGAAGAAAAGGAGAGAACUCUGUUGCGAGAGGCCGCCCAAGUCGCCGCGGUCCUUGCCGUCCCUCCGCCAACGCAGAGGGAGAAAGCGAGGGGUGUCCGGCAGGCCUCAGAGAGUUCGCGAAAGAGCAGAAAAGCAAAGUUCUUGGUCGUGGUCACGGAUCAGGGACGCAUCGCCAAAAUCAAGUUGAAGCGGAUUCUCGGGAGACGCUGCGAGACAAAAGUCAAGAAACUCCUUUCGCUGGUGCAGGGCGACAGCAUCCGAGCUGCCGCGCUGCUCGAAGAAGAAGUCGAGCCGCUCGCGCGCGGACGCGUCUCGGGAGCCGGCAAGGAAAUAAAUCAUCUGAGGGGAAAUGGAAGCGAAUGCAACGCGACAGACGAAGAACGUGGAGCUAGAAAAAAGGAUAGGGAGGAGGAGGACGAAGAGACAACAGAGAAAGAAGAAGAAGAAGAAGAUGAAGAAGAGGAAGAAGAAGAAGAGGAAGAGGAAGAAGAAGAGGAAGAAGAAGAGGCAGGAAGUCGUCUGGUAGAGGACGAAGAUGAUGUGGGAGGCGAAGGAGCGGAAGGAGAGAGAACGGACUUGAAAAGCGAAGAGAAGAGAGACACGAACUCGCCAUCCAUCGUCAUUGUCACAAGGCAAGGCAUGGGUCUCCGUUUCCCCGCUUCUUCCCUUCGUGCGUCUGGCUCCAGCAAGACGCGAGGCGUCCGUGCAAUUCGUCUGCGUGCCGGGGACUCUGUGGCCUCAGUGGCGGUUGUGCCGCCGGAGGUGAAAGAAGACAAAGCAAAAACGGAGAGCAGAAAGGAAGGAGACAGCGAUGAGACGCAGAGCAAAAACGAGUCGUCUAACGAAAAAGCAGAACCUUCUCUUCUGAUUGUCACUGCUGCGGGCUUUGGAAAAAGAAUCCGAGUAUCGGCACUUCGGAUGCAAAGGCGAAGGGGCGUCGGCGUCAGAGUCAUCCGUCUGGUAAAAAGGAAAAAGGUAGCGCGUGAGGGUGACGACCGUGGCCUUUCUGACGAGACGGUUGGACAGGAAUCGCAGGGUUUCCCUGACGAAGAACCGGACAGCGAGGAGAGAGCUGACCCUCGGAGUGUCUCACAAGAAAAAGACCCACAGUCGCCGGAGACGGAAGGAGACAACUACGUUGUCGCUGUGCUGGCGUUGCCUGCUUCUGACCUUCCAAACCGCCCGAAAAAAUCAAAGGGGAGCGACAAUGCAGAGCUACUCUCAGUCACACAAAACGGCUUUCUUCUGCGGCAGUCGUGCAGAAGCAUUCCGAUGCCUAGAGGGAGACUUGCACGGGGAGUCUCUUUGCAGAGACUCCCUGCUACGGGAAAAAGCAGAAGCUCGACAGAUUUGAUUGUCGCCGCCGAUAUUGUCCACGGGCCUUCGGAACAGCAGAGAAGGAGGAAGAGACGAACACCAGAAGACUAAACAAAAACGACAGAAACAUACAGUUCUGCGGUAUAACGCGAGCGACGUAGUGUCCGUGUUACUGCCCUCUGAUUCGGUGAGACGCUGUAGCGAACACACGCAGAAAAGCGAAAAGAUCCCUGGUGACCGAACCAGACGAAGACGGUGACACCGACCAGCAACGCUGAGCCUAGAGUCGCAGUGCAGCUCUAGAAUACGAGAAAAUUUGAUAUGGCAAACGUUACAAGUGAAACAGAUGGUUCCGUGGCUGCUUCGGACAUGUACUUGAAGCACCCGUGGUGGUUAUCGAGCCUACCAACAGUUUAUUUCGCUUUUCGAGGCCUGAGUCGUGUUACGAUGUCACGUGGCUUGCCGGCCGUUUAUGUGUCUUUGUCCAAAUUCUUCAAAUAACGCAGCAAAAGAGGCCAGGAGAAUUUUGUUCCUGUUGUUCUUGUCUGGUUUUCGUAAACCCUGGUACCCGGUCUCGAGACGAAUUGCAGACAGAAACGCCUUUACCGGUAGUGUCUGCCCAAUCUGUUGUGAUUAUUCGAGUCUUUGACAGUAAUUUGCUGGCCAAACUCGACCAAGGCUUGUAGCCGGUUUGGCAACGCGUCCUGGUGGAGAAACGAGCUUUCUAACACCUCCACAUCGGUCGCUGAUUCUGGGUCUUGGAUGCUUUGCUUUACAGUCCAAAUUCACAAUCAGCCACAUCAUUUAUUUGCUUUUCAACGAAAGCAGCAUAGAAUGACAGUGCCUUCAUGUCGCCCGCUGUUCGUCAAGCAUCGAUGCUCAAUUGACCAGUACUGUUUACCGAAGCCUUGAUGCGGAUGUGUCACAAGCG